AUCCGCAGUGACCUCUGCGAGGCGCUGUUAGACGCCACACUGGAAAGAAUAGUUUUCCGCGCACUAUGUAACUAUUUUAAUUAACGGUUUAAUGCUUUGGAGAAACGAUUAUCUGUUGAGUUGGGUUUAUAGGGAAAGUAAAGUGACGUUUACUCGUUUUCAUUGCCCGCCUGGCUAGCGGCUGUCGCCGUGGUGAAUGUAGUGGCACUUUGCGAAUGCGGGGUAAUUUCCACCACUGCCUAUAAUGCGCGAAAGUACAGUGUCAGAUGUCCAAAGCUGUUGAUCUACAGGCUAUUCAGACGUACUUCGAAGGCAUUGCUGCUGGAAACUUCAUUAUAGUGGAAACUAAAUAGCUUAGGUUAGGUGGUAGUUUUGGCGAAUUACUUCAACUGGCCGCCUUACAGCCGCCGUUUUGUCCAGCUGGCAAAUGCGCAGUCUUACUUUCCAUAUCUAGUUCAUGGUUCUUUACGACCAGAAAAGUUUUUAACCUUAGUACGUAAGCUACCUCGAUAAAAACAAUGCGAUAAAAGAGCUGUAAUGAGAUACGCGUCCCUCUAGUUUUCUGGUUCAGGUUUGGACCAAAGUCCGGUGUGAGGCCUGCAGGUCGGGCUUUCACCGGACUAAAGUAGCUCAACUCGCCGAGCUUCAAAGCCGCUGAUUCAGCUGACAGAAACUGAGGCGAGUCAGAAUGGAAGGGAUGGAAGUGGACCAGUGCGCAGGCGCAACGGCUGGCAGCGGAGGCGGGCUUCUACGUAGGUCCAACAGCGCUCCCAUGAUCAGCGGUGUCAGUGAUGGAUUGCCGGUGUUCAGCCCUACCAGCUCAACUCGCCAUCGCCGGAGCAGCAUAUCUGUGAACCCAAGUUUUCCUGUGAGGGGUCUUCCACAGUCUUCAUUCUCUCUGGUUAGUGAGAAGCCAGACCCAAAGAGGCAGGUAAGAAUGGAGGAGGAGAGUAUGGAACUCAGCUUGAGAGGGAAUUAUAGACUGAGUCAUGACCACGACUCGCUUGAAAUCCAGUCUCUAGACAGUAGUGUUACACCUAACUCUUCCCCUAGUCCAGCAAGGAGGUUCAGAGGCAGAGUGGCACCGAGUCCAAGUUCAAGACGGCCUGUUUUAACGGCAUUGAAAAGGAAAGGAGGAUUAGAGUCAGAUGGACCCCCCAAAAAACUGUUUGUUGCGGGAGUAACAGCCUCUCCCCACCUGACAGGUUAUGCUGUAAGUGUGACUCAGGCAGCGGAUCCUGCUUCUGAGGAGGUGUCUGUGACUGCUGGUCUCCUUGCUCUCUACCCACCAGUGUCCUUUGCUUCUGACCACCCUAAUGUCUAAGCAGCCAGUCACAAUCAGAGCCUCAGCACCCACAAAGUAACCGCAGCUCAGAACAAGGUCAUAAGUGGACACGGCACUAAAAUACUCUAACUGGAUUAAGUUGCUUUGAAGGAUCAGAGGGGAAAAUAUUGUCAGUCAGCUGAGAGGUGCUAUAGAUAACAGGUUUGUUUAGGUGGAAGGAAGCAUGAAUGAGUAAUAAGUUAGGAAACCUUGAAAGGUCAGGAGUUAUUCAGAUAUUCAGUGAUAAUUUGCCAACAAUUUAAAAAAGGCUGAGCAGGAAAUGAAAUGCUUCUUAGAGUUGUAGAUUACAUUAUUGCACAAUAGUAUUCCACAAUGUAGCAGUGGCUACAAAAGGGUUUUAUUUUCAGACAUACUUACAGUAUCUGUAUACAAACAUAAUUUAUGUACUUUCACAAAUACAUUAAAAAUAACCAUCCUUGGACUUUGCAAAGUUUAUCACUGUUACCAGUGCAGUGCAUGGAUAUAGCAGGCAGUUCUUGCCUUUCAUUGAAUUUCAGUUCAUUGACAAAUGGCAGGUAUUGUGUUUUAUUCCUUUAAUUGUAUUGUGAGUAUCACAACCUUGGGCAUGUACCUAUUUAAUGGAAUAACCAAAGUCAGUGGUUUGCCUGGGUAUGUUGAAAUAAUUCUCCUUAUUCCGGACAGAGCAAAUACACGAAACAUGUGAACCUGCUUAAAAUUGUCUUCUAGAAAAAAAGGAUGAGUUUCAGUUAGGAGACAAUAUAUUCCCUAUUUUAUUUCAUUUCCACAUUCAUUUGUAACAAGUUGUCUGAUGAUUGAAUAAUGGUCCCUUUUUCUAAAUAUUUUUUAUACCAAAUGUUACAUACCAUCUAAGUUCUAUACAGCUUAAAGAAUAAAGUGGGGAAAAAAAGAAAAUGAAAAAGGAACCAACACAAAAGAUAACCUUUGUAUAUGUACAUAUGAUGACAUUUUGGCCAGAAGGUUGCAAAUUCAAAACCUGAAAUAGGGAGUUGCUGUUGUAGCCUUGACAAGGGUCCUUUAUCUGAGUUGAUUCAUUGAAAAUCCAGGCUUGUGAAUAGCAAAUGGAACAUGUAAUGUCUUCUGUAAUAAUAGCCUUUGAAAGCAGUCUGCUAAACCAAGAAACCAUCUAAAGGUGCCUCUUAUUCAGUUUCAAACCUGUAGAUAGAUAUAAAAAUAUUUUAUAUUUGUAAGAUGAAACUAUGUUAAUUUCUCCUUAAUAUUUCAUGCAUAUAAUAGUGCAAAAUAUAUUGUUUGGGGUAAAUACAAUUUACAGCAUAAACAUGUAUUAUAUAUGUGAAUAAAAACAUGAAAAUGAAUACCAAUAAUCAA
This is a messenger RNA of Brienomyrus brachyistius, 2653 nucleotides long. RefSeq names its product P2R1A-PPP2R2A-interacting phosphatase regulator 1-like. The record is from RefSeq and is a predicted model, not a curated record. Gene Ontology annotation, molecular function: protein serine/threonine phosphatase inhibitor activity. The transcript has 9 exons. NCBI's taxonomy places the organism in Eukaryota, Metazoa, Chordata, Actinopteri, Osteoglossiformes, Mormyridae. The coding region runs from base 689 to 1324 and encodes 211 amino acids.